Messenger RNA from Peromyscus californicus insignis, 3811 nucleotides. RefSeq names its product wolframin ER transmembrane glycoprotein (gene Wfs1). Lineage: Eukaryota; Metazoa; Chordata; Mammalia; Rodentia; Cricetidae. The transcript has 8 exons. The record is from RefSeq and is a predicted model, not a curated record. Gene Ontology annotation, cellular component: endoplasmic reticulum membrane; endoplasmic reticulum. Gene Ontology annotation, molecular function: protein binding. Gene Ontology annotation, biological process: endoplasmic reticulum unfolded protein response; calcium ion homeostasis. The coding region runs from base 354 to 3026 and encodes 890 amino acids.
CUGGCACGUGACUAGCCUCACGCCCUUAUCCGGGUCCUUGGCUCCAGGAACUCCAGGCAGGAGUUACCUAGCUCAGGAGCUUCUAGGACGCUGGAGCUGUCCGCCGCCUGGUGCUGAAAGGGACAAGGCGGGUUCGAGAUGGUCUGCUGCCAGGCCGGCCACAGGACGGGUAACGCCACUGCUUGGGGAGGGCAGUGACGCGCGAUGCUUGGCUGUUUCGUGGCACGCCCACGGCGUCCUGCCACAGGGAUUGGCCCAAACGCGUUUUUAAAAAGGCGUCCAGCACCUUGAACUUGGAUUGGAACCCACAUUGAUACCGUUCUGCCUUCCAAGCCCACCGUGCAGAUGGCAAGAUGGACUCCGGCACUCCGCCUCCAAGCCCCUCUGGCCCACCUCCUCCAUCCGCACCACAGCCCCAGGCCCGGGCCCGGCUCAAUGCCACUGCCUCACUGGAGCAGGAAAAGGUUGAAGCACCGCAUGCUCCCAGACCUCAGGCUGAUCCCAGCGCUGGACCGGGUGCUGGGGAAGCCGCCACUCCAGAGCCACGGGCCACUCACGCCAGCAGCCGGGAAGGAGUAAAUAAGGCUGGUCCCGUGAAAGCAGAUGUGGAGAUCCCCUUUGAAGAGAUCCUGGAGAAAGCCAAGGCUGGAGACCCCAAAGCACAGACAGAGGUGGGCAAACACUACCUACGGCUUGCCAAUGACGCAGAUGAAGAACUCAACAGCUGCUCGGCCGUGGCCUGGCUAAUCCUGGCAGCCAAGCAGGGCAGGCGGGAAGCUGUGAAGCUGCUGAGGCGGUGCCUGGCUGACAGGAAAGGCAUCACUUCUGAGAAUGAGGCUGAGGUGAAGCAGCUGUCCUCUGAGACUGACCUGGAGAGGGCCGUGCGCAAGGCUGCCCUGGUCAUGUACUGGAAACUCAACCCCAAGAAGAAGAAGCAGGUGGCCGUGUCCGAGCUGCUGGAAAAUGUCGGGCAGGUCAAUGAGCAGGAUGGAGGGGCGCAGCCAGGCCCAGUCCCCAAGUCCCUGCAGAAGCAGAGGCGCAUGCUGGAGCGCCUAGUUAGCAGUGAAUCCAAGAACUAUAUUGCUCUGGACGACUUCGUGGAGCUCACCAAGAAGUACGCCAAGGGCAUCAUCCCCACCAACCUGUUCCUGCAGGACGAGGAUGAAGAUGAGGAUGAGCUGGCAGGGAAGAGCCCCGAGGACCUGCCGCUACGCCAGAAGGUGGUGAAGUACCCUUUACACGCCAUCAUGGAGAUCAAAGAGUACCUGAUUGACUUGGCCUCCAAGGCAGGCAUGCAUUGGCUGUCCACCAUUGUGCCCACGCAUCACAUCAAUGCCCUCAUCUUCUUCUUCAUCAUCAGCAACCUAACCAUCGACUUCUUCGCCUUCUUCAUCCCCCUGGUGGUCUUCUACUUGUCCUUUGUGUCCAUGGUCAUCUGCACCCUCAAGGUGUUCCAGGACAGCAAGGCCUGGGAGAACUUCCGCACGCUCACUGACCUGCUGCUGCGCUUUGAGCCCAACCUCGACGUGGAGCAGGCUGAAGUCAACUUCGGCUGGAACCACCUGGAGCCCUAUGUCCACUUCCUGCUCUCAGUCGUCUUCGUCAUCUUCUCCUUCCCGCUGGCCAGCAAGGACUGCAUCCCCUGCUCGGAGCUGGCCGUCAUCUCUGCCUUCUUCACAGUGACCAGCUACAUGAGCCUGAGCAGCUCCGCCGAGCCCUAUACCAGGCGGGCCCUGGUCACCGAGGUGGCUGCUGGGCUGCUGUCCCUUCUGCCCACCAUGCCUGUGGACUGGCGCUUCCUGAAAGUGCUUGGCCAGACGUACUUCACCGUGCCCAUUGGCCACUUUGUCAUCCUCAAUGUCAGCCUCCCCUGCCUGCUCUACGUCUACCUCUUCUACCUCUUCUUCCGAAUGGCCCAGCUGAGGAACUUCAAGGGCACGUAUUGCUACCUGGUGCCCUACCUGGUGUGCUUCAUGUGGUGUGAGCUGUCGGUGGUCAUCCUGCUCCAGUCAACCGGCCUGGGCCUGGUCCGCGCCUCUAUUGGCUACUUCCUCUUCCUCUUCGCCCUCCCCAUCCUGGUGGCUGGCCUCGCCCUGAUGGGCAUGGUGCAGUUCGCCCGAUGGUUCCUGUCACUGGACCUCACCAAGAUCAUGGUCACCACGGUGAUCUGUGGCGUGCCCCUGCUUUUCCGUUGGUGGACCAAGGCCAACUUCUCGGUGGUGGGGAUGGUCAAGUCCCUGACUCGGAGUUCCAUGGUCAAGCUCAUUCUGGUGUGGCUCACGGCCAUCCUGCUCUUUUGCUGGUUCUACGUGUACCGGUCAGAAGGCAUGAAGGUCUACAACUCCACGCUUACCUGGCAGCAGUACGGCUUCCUGUGCGGGCCGCGGGCCUGGAAGGAAACCAACAUGGCACGGACCCAGAUUCUGUGCAGCCACCUGGAGGGCCACAGGGUCACGUGGACAGGCCGCUUCAAGUACGUCCGCGUGACCGAGAUCGACAACAGCGCUGAGUCGGCCAUCAACAUGCUCCCGUUCUUCUUGGGUGACUGGAUGCGCUGUCUGUAUGGUGAGGCCUACCCAUCCUGCAGUCCCGGCAACACAUCCACGGCCGAGGAGGAACUCUGUCGACUCAAGCAGCUGGCUAAGCACCCCUGCCACAUCAAGAAGUUUGACCGCUACAAGUUUGAGAUCACCGUGGGCAUGCCAUUUGGGACCAACGGCAACCGUGGCCACGAAGAAGAUGACAUCACCAAGGACAUCGUUCUCCGGGCCAGCAGCGAGUUCAAGGAUGUGCUGCUGAACCUGCGCCAGGGCAGCCUCAUUGAGUUCAGCACCAUCCUCGAGGGCCGCCUGGGUAGCAAGUGGCCCGUCUUUGAGCUCAAGGCCAUCAGCUGCCUCAACUGCAUGGCACAGCUGUCCCCAGCCCGGCGGCACGUAAAGAUUGAACAGGACUGGCGUAGCACGGUGCACGGCGCCCUCAAGUUUGCCUUCGACUUCUUCUUCUUCCCAUUCCUGUCCGCCGCCUGAGGAGUGCCCGCCACUGGAGGAGGCUGCAGUGCAUGUUGCCGUGAGCCCCACCCCACCCCCCGUGUGGCCACCCAGCCAGCUGGAGCAGCGCCGUGCAGAGCAUGUGUGUGUGUGUGUGAUGUGUGUCUACUCUGUUCUCACAUGGGUAGAUCCCAUGUGCAGGGGCCUUGUGCUCACCUGUAGACUGCAGACCCCACUGGAGGGUGGUUCUCUAUAGCACUGUCCACUUUGAAUGCCAAGUGUCAAGAAAUUGCAUGCUGUCCUCACUCACAAUCCUGCCCUUUACCUAUAAAGCUGGAGAUCUGGGCCUGGCCCCAAAGACCCCCAUCCCGAAAAGCACUUUACAGAUAGGAGUCUCCCUCUCAGCCCUUCACGCCUUCCUGCCCUUCCUUAUUUUGUGUUGGAUUUGUUUUUCAGAAAACCAAAUACGUGUCUAUGUAGAUUUCAUGGUAGUUUUCUUAUUUAUUUGGUUGCUGCUAAUCCUUGAUAGUGGUCAAGUGUCCUUCCUGGGUCAUCCCCAAUGGUCACAUCCUGCCUGGCUUCCUGCCUGGGGAUAGCAUGUCCAAACUGGGCUCUGAACACUACAGCCUGCCUUGGAGCUCUCCCAUCUCUGGGGGGGAGGGGGGGAGGGAGUUUGUGGGGAUGCCUCUUCUGCAUCUCCCAGGACCUGGGAAACAGUUCAAGAGUGUCCCUUUUCAGAACCCAGGUAAGCUCGGCCAUGUUCAGCAUGGCAGAGCCAAAAGCAAGGUCCUAAGGCAGCCGAAAUAAAAAAGCUUUGAAACCCA